UCAUAAAAGAAACAAAAGUAAUUCUGUGAUGGAGGAAACUUUUAUUUCUUCAAAACCAUGUGGCAAAGAAGAAAUCAUUGAUUUGAACCAAAUCACACUCCGAUCCUUUAAUCUUUCUGACCUUGAUGAUGUAAUGGUGUGGCAUACUGAUGAAAAGGUGGCCAAGUUCUGCUCUUGGGAACCUUACACCAGCAGAGAAGAUGGCAUCAACUUCAUAGAAAGUAUAGAAAGCAAGUUUCUUUGUUGCAAAGCAAUAUGCAUUAAUGAUCGUGCUAUUGGCUGUGUUCUUUUGUUCACACCUGAAGAUAAAAGCAGGAAACAAUCUGCAGAACUUGGCUAUAAUCUAAGCUCUAAAUAUUGGGGUAAAGGGAUUGUCACAUGUGCUGUGAAACAAAUUGUUAAGAUUGCAUUCGAUGAAUUUUCGUACUUGGAAAGGCUUGAAGCUCUUGUUGAUGUGGAAAAUGUUGGGUCUCAAAGGGUUUUGGAGAAAGCUGGUUUCCAAAAGGAGGGAACUCUUAGGAAGUAUUUGGUCAUGAAAGGAAAAAGCAGAGAUAUGAUCAUGUUUAGUGUUCUUUCUAAUGAUCUCCAACUUUAAUACGUUUCAUUUUUCAAUCAUAAUUUUCUUUUAAUAUUGAAAUCUAUCUUUAGAAUCAAUUCUGAUGUAUUACAUUUUUCUUUUUUUGUGAUAUUUGAGGUUUGCCUUGUUAAGAAAGGAAAGUAAUAGGCAAGCGAAGUUAAAACAGUUUUAGAGUGUGUUUGAAUGAGGUAAUUGAGAAAUUUUA
Medicago truncatula (barrel medic) is the source of this 782-nucleotide messenger RNA. RefSeq lists its product as uncharacterized. NCBI's taxonomy places the organism in Eukaryota, Viridiplantae, Streptophyta, Magnoliopsida, Fabales, Fabaceae. Bases 29 to 595 code for a protein of 188 amino acids. Gene Ontology annotation, molecular function: acyltransferase activity, transferring groups other than amino-acyl groups. The record is from RefSeq and is a predicted model, not a curated record. The transcript has 2 exons.